GGGGCCGGGGCGCCGUGAGUGGCCUUUCCGCCACCCCGCCUCGCCGCCGCGGGAGGAUGCGCCAGCGCCUCCCCGAGGAGCAGGUUAUAAAGCAGCUAAAUGGAGUCUGAGCAGCUGUUUCAUAGAGGCUACUAUCGAAACAGUUACAACAGCAUAACCAGUGCAAGCAGCGAUGAGGAGCUUCUAGAUGGAGCGGGUGUAAUUAUGGACUUUCAGACCUCUGAAGAUGACAAUCUCUUGGAUGGUGAUGCAUCAAUUGGGACUCAUUAUACAAUGACAAAUGGAGGAAGCAUCAACAGUUCAACACAUUUGCUGGAUCUUCUGGAUGAACCAAUUCCUGGAGUAGGAACGUACGAUGACUUCCAUACCAUUGACUGGGUUCGAGAGAAGUGCAAAGACAGAGAAAGGCACAGACGGAUUAACAGCAAGAAGAAGGAAUCAGCAUGGGAGAUGACAAAGAGUUUGUAUGAUGCAUGGUCAGGAUGGCUUGUAGUCACACUUACUGGCUUGGCAUCAGGGGCGCUGGCAGGAUUAAUUGACAUUGCUGCUGACUGGAUGACUGACUUGAAGGAAGGCAUUUGCCUUAGUGCUUUGUGGUUUAACCAUGAACAAUGUUGCUGGGGUUCAAAUGAGACCACGUUUGAAGAGAGAGAUAAAUGUCCACAAUGGAAAACUUGGGCAGAACUAAUAAUUGGGCAAGCAGAAGGUCCAGGUUCAUACAUAAUGAACUACAUAAUGUACAUUUUCUGGGCUUUGAGCUUUGCCUUCUUAGCGGUUUGUCUGGUGAAGGUUUUUGCUCCAUAUGCCUGUGGCUCGGGGAUACCUGAGAUAAAAACUAUUUUGAGUGGCUUCAUCAUCAGAGGUUACCUGGGGAAGUGGACUUUGAUGAUAAAAACCAUCACUUUAGUCCUGGCUGUAGCAUCAGGUUUGAGUUUAGGAAAAGAAGGUCCCUUGGUCCAUGUUGCCUGCUGCUGUGGGAAUAUUUUUUCCUACCUCUUUCCAAAGUACAGCACAAAUGAAGCUAAAAAACGAGAGGUAUUGUCAGCUGCAUCAGCAGCCGGAGUGUCUGUAGCCUUUGGUGCCCCAAUUGGUGGAGUCCUGUUCAGUCUGGAGGAGGUCAGUUACUAUUUCCCACUGAAAACUUUGUGGAGAUCAUUUUUUGCUGCUUUGGUGGCUGCAUUUGUUUUAAGGUCCAUCAAUCCUUUUGGUAACAGCCGCCUAGUUCUUUUUUAUGUGGAAUAUCACACUCCUUGGUACCUUUUUGAACUGCUACCUUUCAUUCUUUUGGGAGUAUUUGGUGGGCUCUGGGGAGCAUUUUUCAUCCGAGCAAACAUUGCGUGGUGUCGUCGACGCAAAUCUACAAAAUUUGGGAAGUACCCUGUCCUGGAGGUCAUCAUUGUUGCAGCAAUAACAGCUGUCAUUGCAUUUCCCAAUCCAUACACGAGGCUAAACACCAGUGAGCUUAUUAAAGAGCUCUUCACAGACUGCGGGCCAUUGGAGUCCUCCUCCCUCUGUGACUACAGAAACGAUAUGAACGCAAGCAAAAUAGUAGAUGAUAUUCCUGACCGUCCAGCAGGCACUGGAGUCUAUUCAGCUAUAUGGCAGUUGUGUUUAGCACUCAUAUUUAAAAUAAUCAUGACUGUCUUUACAUUUGGUAUCAAGGUUCCAUCUGGGUUGUUCAUACCCAGUAUGGCAAUUGGAGCAAUAGCAGGAAGGAUUGUGGGAAUUGCAGUGGAGCAGCUGGCUUACUAUCAUCACGACUGGUUCAUUUUCAAGGAGUGGUGUGAAGUUGGAGCUGACUGUAUUACGCCUGGUCUUUAUGCCAUGGUUGGUGCUGCUGCCUGUUUAGGUGGUGUGACAAGGAUGACUGUGUCCCUGGUAGUUAUUGUCUUUGAGCUAACAGGAGGGCUGGAGUAUAUUGUGCCCUUAAUGGCUGCAGUCAUGACCAGUAAGUGGGUAGGAGAUGCCUUUGGUAGGGAAGGCAUCUAUGAGGCACACAUCCGACUGAAUGGAUAUCCCUUCUUGGAUGCAAAGGAGGAGUUUACUCACACAACACUGGCUGCUGAUGUUAUGAGACCUCGAAGAAGCGACCCACCGUUAGCUGUUUUAACCCAGGAUAAUAUGACAGUUGAAGACAUAGAGAACUUGAUCAACGAAACCAGCUAUAAUGGUUUUCCAGUUAUUAUGUCAAAAGAGUCGCAGAGACUAGUGGGCUUUGCUUUAAGAAGAGAUUUAACUAUUGCAAUAGAAAGUGCAAGGAAGAAGCAGGAAGGGAUUGUUGGCAGUUCCAGGGUCUGUUUUGCCCAGCAUACCCCAUCGCUUCCAGCAGAAAGCCCUCGGCCUUUGAAGCUUAGAAGCAUACUUGACAUGAGCCCUUUCACCGUGACAGACCACACACCUAUGGAAAUAGUGGUGGAUAUUUUCCGGAAGUUGGGUUUGAGGCAGUGCCUUGUGACACACAACGGGAUUGUCUUGGGGAUCAUCACAAAGAAGAACAUAUUAGAGCAUCUCGAGCAACUAAAGCAGCACGUCGAACCCUUGGCGCCUCCUUGGCAUCAUAACAAAAAAAGAUAUCCUCCGUCAUAUGGCCCAGACGGCAAACCAAGACCCCGCCUCAAUAAUGUUCAACUGAAACCCAUAGCUGAGGAGAGAGAGGAGACUGAAGAGGAGGUUCAUUUGUUGAAUAGCACAACACUUUAGUCUGGGAGAUACUUCUAAAAAUCAGAAACGAGAGCUGGGUUUUUGCGUAACGGUGCUGCUGGAAAUCAGGAGUUGGUCUGGGGGAGGAUGUGGAGAGGAGGAAGGCUGUUGGGAGCAUGGAGCUGCUGUCCUGCACUGGAUGCGUCCUGAGAUGUCCGGUCUGCCAUGAUAGUGCAGUGGGAGAGCCGUGCGAGGUGGCACAAUUCUCCAGCCCCAGCCUGGUACUUCAGCAUCAAAGAGAUGUGUUACUAGUCCCUAUUUCUGGAGGGAUCCUUCUGAAUUGAGCCAUCUUAUGGAGACUGAAAGGUCUUGCCCUUUUUACCAUUGAAAACUGUUGUGUUAGCUCAUGAAAUGUAUAAUUAUUACACGUCACCUUCCUACAUUCCAGAAGAGCUUUAUUUCUCUCUCUCCUGAGCCGUAACAAAGCCUCUUUAAAUUGGUGUGCCCUUUUGAAGUAGUUGUUUCUCAUAUUGAGAUGUACUGUGAGUUACUGAGGUUGGAUCACAAGGAGGGAGGUUUUGCUUGUGCCAUCAGGUGCAUAAGGUCGAACAUCUUGAAGUGCUUGGGGCAGUACAGAUCUACUGCGACAAAAGCAGACUGAGCAGGAAAUGCCUUGCAAGAGCCAUGCGAAACAUCUUUCAGCCCAUCUGUCGUGAUGAGAGAAAAAGUAAACAAAAGAAAGUAGAGUUGCAGAGAAAAAUGCUGGUUUUGCUGCAGAAAAUAUCAAUGUGACCUGAUCUUAUGCAAUUUUUGUAUUGUCGAAGCACUAGGGUAUAUACCAAUGUUGUGCAGUAUCAGGAAGAGUACUGCUGUUCUACUAGUUAAGAGCUGGAACAAUUCUGUAUACGUGUAUCUGGAAAAAUGCAUGCUACAGCACUGGAGAUAUUUCCCCUCUGUAAAGUUUGAGAUCGCUCAGUUUUAUUUUCUCUUCUGAACAAAAGACGUCCCACUGCUGACAUGGUAGGAAGAAACGUAACUCAUAACUUGCACUAAUGUAUAUUAUUUUUCUUGAGGUUUUACCAUUAUUUAUAUUUUUAUGAAUGAAAAAAAUCUAUUAAAUACAAAUCAGUUGAUGUCUCACCUAACUAAUUACCUUUUUAAUGUGAUUUUAUAUAAUAAUUCGUAAUCCUCUGCGAGUAAUGGAGGAUUAGCAAAUGUUUACAACUAGAUGAAGGGUUUAAACAAAAUUGUUUCUUUACAAUCCAACAUGCACAUAAGGUGAUUUUCAGAUGUAACUCUCACUGCCGUUACCUUAAGACUUCCUUUUCCCUUUCUGAGCAGAUAACUGGAACAGUAAUACUAAAAACAUUAUUUAAAAAAAUCAGGGUUUUAAAACGAAUAGGAAGCAACUAUAAUUAUUAGAUUGCUUUAGACUUUUUUUUCUGAGUACACAGAGGUGUGAAUGAUACACAGCCACAGAAGAUGAGCAGCAGGGCGGAAUCGAAUCCAGUACUUGAAAGCUUGGCAGGACUUCAGAGCUGAGCAGCACCACACGCGCCAGAGGUGAGCUGACACAUUCCUAACAUCUUUUGGCCACCAGAUUAAUUGUUCUUCAGCUUUUCAAAGCACCACAAACACGCGUGGAAACAAAGGCAGCGUGCUGUACGUCUGCAGUAAAAAAAGCUAAGAAACGUGGUUGACAAAAUCUUGCUGUACAGUAUGUGGUGAAAUACAAUGUAGUUAUUAACAUUUCGCCCAGAAGACUGCAGAAGUUUAAAGCUAAAAUCUUGGGCAUCUCUCAGGCCGUCAUCACAGUUACCUCAAGCAUCUUUAUUCAGCCAGGUGCUCAGCACGAUCUUGUCUUGAAGAACAGCAGCGUGCUCCAAGCAGUGCCCUGGUAGGAUUGGCGAGCUCCAAAACAAUGCCAGUGCUUCAAGUGCUCCGCUGAAUCUCUGUCUGUUUUCAGAAUAUAAAACUGCAGUCACCUCUUUCUCACCUCUUGCAUCAACUGGAACCAGGGGAAAGCUGAUGUGUUGGUGGGCUGCAGUCGGCCCCUGUGCAGAAAGCAGCUUUGGAACUGAAACAAAAUUGAGCUGUGUUCUGGCUGCUGCGCUGCAGCAACUGGCUGCACUCUUCCAAGUGAGUCAGUGCUACGGGCUCCAAACUUGUUCUGUUACGCUGUGUGAGCUUGCAGAAACCUUAUUAGGAGCAGGGUUUGGUCCAUCCAAGGAGGACAGCUCAGGAAAUUGUCUGAGGCUGAUCUCUACUGUUUAUUAUUAUUAUUUCUGUAGUGGAAGGAUAUAAAUGCACUACAGCUUUAAAAAAAAAAAGAGAAAUUGCUUUAAAUCAGUUUGAAGCCCCUGCCAUUUCUAAUGGUUUCCUCAUCCUAAUACACUGCAGUGUAGUAAUUUGCACCUGACCCCACCUACAGGCUGCACUGUCUGGAACACAGUGCAGCCCGUGCCCCUGCUGUUUUAUCAUUCUCGUGUGGAUCCCAAGUGCUGCAUAGAAGUGGUGCAUCUCUGGUUACUGUUCUUACCUGCUAAGCUUUCUCCACUGACAUGAAAAACGUCUCGUAAACAUGCAUUAGAAAUUCUGAUACUGAAGUAUGUGUGCCUGUGCUGUUCAACAAAAUUUUUCUAAUGUAAAGCUUCCAGCGCCUUACUCAAGUUACUGAUUUGAAACAAAAACGUGGUGGAUGGGAGGGUGAAAGCGUCAGCAUUAUUAUUAUUUUUUGUUUUAAACCAUUCAGUUACUGGUUGAUGAAGAAUGCAUACUUUGUUAAUCUGUGAUGUUGCCUAGAGCUGUAUUUAAUAUUGAUUGAUCUUAAUGUUUUUAUUUAUAAUAGUGUGGUAGAGCUGCGUAUCAUUACAGUAAAAAUUCCCACUACUGUGAUGACUUAAUCAAACAUUAAAAACUUCUGUAUGACCA
Centrocercus urophasianus (Greater sage-grouse) is the source of this 5571-nucleotide messenger RNA. RefSeq names its product chloride voltage-gated channel 3 (gene CLCN3). Gene Ontology annotation, cellular component: membrane; Golgi apparatus; synaptic vesicle. Bases 100 to 2700 code for a protein of 866 amino acids. The transcript has 14 exons. Lineage: Eukaryota; Metazoa; Chordata; Aves; Galliformes; Phasianidae. Gene Ontology annotation, molecular function: voltage-gated chloride channel activity. Gene Ontology annotation, biological process: transmembrane transport; chloride transport. The record is from RefSeq and is a predicted model, not a curated record.